AUGAUACUCGCAACUGCCGUCCUCACAAAGGUUGCACAAUGGCUUUCCACUGCACACAAGACUAUGCCCCAAUCCAGUGAUAUAUGUCUCAUCCAUCUACUUCUCGUCGCUCUUUUGAUCGUCACGGCUGCCAUCUAUCUUGCACUCCGUCCUAGAAAUGUAUACCUUGUUGACUACUCUUGCUUCCGGCCAAGCUCCAACUUUAGAUACCCAAAGGCAACCUCCGUCGAGCAUGCACGACUCUCACCUUUGAUUGAUGAUUCUACUGCCAACUUCAUAGCUAGUAUUCAUGAGCGCUCAGGCAUGGGCGAUCAAACAUAUUUCCCACCAGUAGUUAUGCACAUGGAGCCAUAUUGUGGGCUUGAUGAAGCACGCACCGAAGCAGAGUUGGUCGUCUUCUCAGUGAUUGAUGACCUUCUAGCCAAGACGUGCAUCAAUCUUGAUGCGGUCGGUGUUCUUAUCACCAACUGCAGCUUAUUUUGUCCGGUACCAUCCAUCGCCGACAUGAUUGUAAAUAGAUACAAGUUACGAGGUGAUCUCCGCGUCAUGAACCUCUCUGGGAUGGCAUGCUCUGCAUCGGUGACCGCAGUGGGGCUCGCGAGCAACAUCCUGCGGUUCAUGCCUUGGGGGUCAUACGCGUUGGUGGUGUCAACGGAGAUCGUUGGCCCAUGCUACUAUGUGGGAAACAAGCGUUCCAUGCAACUGACUAACCUCUUGUUUCGUAUGGGCGGUGUCGCCAAGCUUUUGUCGACUUCUAGGUCCAAGGCUCGGUUUCGGCUUGGGCAUUUCACGCGAACGAUCACGGCGGCAAGCAACACUGCCUACCGGUGUGUGUAUCAAGAAGAAGAUGAGAAGGGAAACCUGGGGAUUGCACUCUCUAAAGACCUUAUGGUUGUCGCUGGUGAUGCACUCAGGGCUAAUAUCACAUCAACCGCAUCUCUUGUCCUACCAGCAUCAGAGCUUUUCAAGUAUGGAUUCUUAUGCAUGGCCAAAAAGGUGCUUCAUUGGAGGAAGAUCAGACCAUACAUCCCAAACUUUUGUGUUGCAUUUGACCAUUUCUGCAUCCAUGUCGGUGGGCCGGCGGUUAUCACCUCCGUACAACAUGGCCUCGGCCUAUCAGACAAGCAUGUUGAGCCAUCAAGAAUGACACUGCAUCGGUUUGGAAAUCAGUCAACGUCAUCAGUCUGGUAUGAAUUGGCAUACAUCGAAGCUAAAGGGCGGAUGAAGAAAGGCAACAGGGUGUGGAUGAUCGGGUUCGGUGCAGGGUACGAAUGCAACACUAUUGGUUGGAUGUGUAUACAACCAUCUUCUGGUGCGGAUGGACCCUGGGCUAGCUGCAUCCGUCAUUACCCAGUGGAUGUCUCCAACAAAGAUUAA
Triticum turgidum subsp. durum (durum wheat) is the source of this 1377-nucleotide messenger RNA. NCBI's taxonomy places the organism in Eukaryota, Viridiplantae, Streptophyta, Magnoliopsida, Poales, Poaceae. The record is from the annotation of a GenBank genome assembly.